Molecule: messenger RNA, 774 nt
Organism: Sinocyclocheilus grahami
Lineage: Eukaryota; Metazoa; Chordata; Actinopteri; Cypriniformes; Cyprinidae
Product: NACHT, LRR and PYD domains-containing protein 12-like
Exons: 5
Molecular function (GO): protein binding
Source: RefSeq, a predicted model, not a curated record
CAUAGGCUAUGUGGAUGUAAUCUCACUGCUCAGUACUGUGAAAGUUUGUCUUCAGCUCUACAAUCCUCACACUCUGUCCUGAGAGAGCUGGACCUGAGUAACAAUCACCUGCAGGGUUCUGGAGUGAAGCUUCUUUCUGAUGGACUGAAGAGUCCAAACUCUAAGCUGGAGAUACUGAGAUUUUCCAUCUGUAAUCUCACUGCUCAGUCUUGUGAGAGUUUGUCAUCAGUUUUACAAUCCUCAAACUCUGUCCUGAGAGAGCUGGACCUGAGUAACAAUGUCCUGAAGGAUUCUGGAGUGAAGCUGCUUGCUGAUGGACUGAAGAGUACAAACUGUCAGCUGGAGAUACUAAGUGUGGACCAUGGAGGAGAAUCCAGGAUUACAGCAGGACUACACAAAUAUGCCUGUUUUCUCACGCUGGAUCCAAACACAGCAUACACUCGUCUCAUUCUGUCUGAUAAGAACAGAAAGGUUACAUGUGUGGAUGAGGAUCAGCUGUAUCCUGAUCAUCCAGACAGAUUUAAUGGGCAUCUUGAGGUGUUGUCCCUGCUCGCUAAAUGCCUGGGAGACUCCAACAUGAAUGACGUUCUCAAGCAGUCCGACCUUCUCCAAGCUGUGGACAGGCCUCAAGCAGAUGGAGUCACCUUUGAAAAACAUCGAAGAAACAUAUGGAAGACCCUGAGGGCAGAAUACCAAAUGCAAACUGAUCCAGGGUUUCUAAAAGGAGAGCCAAUGAGGGAAACUGAGAACCUCACCACAUACAUUCAAAGAUAA